This is a messenger RNA of Prorocentrum cordatum, 630 nucleotides long. The record is from the annotation of a GenBank genome assembly. Lineage: Eukaryota; Dinophyceae; Prorocentrales; Prorocentraceae.
AUGGCCCUCGCAGUGUGCUUCACCCUGAACAUCGCCCUCAACAACUUCAGCCUCUCGCUCCUGGACAUGUCCGUUAACGUUAUGGUCCGCUCCACGAGCCCGCCGAUGUCUCUUCUCCUGCAGCUGUGCUUUCCUGCGAAGGUAGGCAUGGUGCUACUCGGCGUCAUCUGCGCGGCGCUGGUGGUUAUUUCCAAGAGCACCCAGAAGAAGACGGCGGACCAGAACGAGGGCGGCGGCAGCAACACGCUGGGUCUCCCUGGAGCUCAUGGUAGUUGUGAUUCUUGGCAAGGGGUCAAGUUGAACGCUAUCGACUCGCUCAUUUACAUGACCAUUCCAAUCGUCGUGCUGCUGUUGUUGCCCAUCUACUUGAUCAAGCACCCCGUGUCUUAUCCUGGGCACGAGAUGGCCACGAAUUUCAGCGUGUUCGUGGAGAUCGCCCAGCUGAGCCUCGGCACCGUGGUGCAGGUGACGAUGUCCGGCAUCUGGGCCCUCGGCUACAACCUCCUGCUGUACAACAUUGUCAGGGAUCUCUCCCCGUUCUUCGCGUCGUUUGCCGCAAACUUCAAAAGGUGGCGGCCAUCGCCCUGGCCCUGCUCAUGGGCAUGGAGUCGCUGCAGGCCGGCCGCUUGA